UUUGUCAUAAACAUGCUUGAAAGCCGUGUGAUUAUUUAUAAUUUCUAGGUUAUAAAGUUCGUACAUUCUCCGUGUUUUUAAAGUAAAUUACUUUUAAAAUGGUGAAGAAGAAAAUAGAUAACCGUAUAAGGGUUAUGAUAGAGAAUGGCGUUAAAUUGGGACACCGAACAAUGAUUAUCCUUGUGGGAGACAAAAGUAGAGACCAAGUUCCAAUUUUGUAUGAUAUGCUUGUAAAGUCUACCGUCAAGGCUAGGCCUACAGUUCUUUGGUGCUAUAAGAAUAAGGAUGAAGCUAUUAGCAAUCAUGGACGUAAAAGAGCAAAGAAAAUAGCUGCAGGCAAGCUGGAGGUGUCGGAAGAAUCUCUGUUUGAUGCGUUCAGAGUGGCUACCACUAUACAUGGACGGUAUUACUCUGAGAGUCACACCAUGCUCGGUCAGACAUAUGGCAUGUGUGUGUUACAGGAUUUUGAAGCCCUCACUCCCAACUUGAUGGCGCGUACAGUGGAGACUGUAGAAGGAGGAGGUUUGAUUGUAUUCCUGCUCAAAUCCAUGGACUCCUUGAGACAGUUGCAUUCUAUUACCAUGGAUGUUCACUCCAGAUUCAAAACUGAAGCGCACGACACAGUAGUGAACCGCUUUAACGAGAGAUUCCUCCUAUCUCUAGCUGAUCACCCUCGGUGCUUAGUACUGGAUGACUCUCUCACAGUUCUGCCUAUAUCCUCGAAGACUGCUCAAGUGGAGCCUGUUGAUGUUACUCCUGAGCGUGUGAACCCAAAACUGACUGAACUAAUAUCGUCGCUAUCGGACUCGCCGCCGGCCGGGCCGCUUGUCGCGUUGUGUCGCACUUACGACCAGGCGACCGCGCUAGUCGCACUUAUUAACACACUCGCUGAUAAACAGACCAGACCGCCUCACUGCCUCACAGCUGCCCGAGGCCGAGGUAAGUCCGCCUGCCUCGGCCUCUCGAUCGCCGCAGCCGUUGCUCUCGGCUACGUCAACAUCUACGUCACUUCCCCGCAUCCAGAAAACUUAAUCACGUUAUUCGAGUUCUUACUAAAAGGACUCGAUGCGUGCCUUUAUCAAGAACAUAUCGAUUACAAUAUUGUAAGGUCGACGAACCCGGAUUUUAAGAAGGCGAUUAUAAGAGUCAAUAUUGCCAGGAAUUCGAGGCAAACUGUGCAGUACAUAACCCCGGACGAGCACACACUCAUGUCGGCAGCUGACUUGGUCCUAGUAGACGAGGCCGCCGCCAUUCCCCUCAGCCACGUGUCGGCCGCAGCCACGCGUGCGCCACUGGCGCUGCUGUCGUCCACGGUGUCGGGCUACGAGGGCACGGGGAGAGCGCUGUCAUUGAAACUGUUCGCCAAGUUGCAGACGCAGCAUAAUGCUCCGCCACCGAUAAAACUAGAAGAACCAAUACGUUACCGUUCCGGCGACGCUGUAGAGGCGUGGCUUAACUCCCUCCUGUGCCUGGAAGCCCCGCCCCCGUCCGUAGGGGCGGGCGCCCCGCCCCCCGCCGCCUGUGAACUUUACCGCGUUAAUAGAGACGCCUUGUUCUGUUACCAUAAAGCUGCUGAAGCCUUUCUGCAUAGAAUGGUCGCUAUUUACGUGGCUAGUCAUUAUAAGAACAGUCCGAACGACAUACAACUGCUGGCGGACGCGCCGGCGCAUUGCCUGUUCGUGUUGCUCGCGCCGACGCCGCCCAGUAGCACCAGCAUGCCGGAGAUACUCUGUGUCAUACAGAUGUGUCUAGAAGGCAAUAUUUCUGACAAGUCAGUCCGAGACAGUCUAGGCCGCGGUCGCAAAGCCGCCGGCGACCUCAUCCCGUGGAACAUUUGUGAACAAUUUGGAGAUAAAGACUUUCCCAAACUGUCUGGAGCCAGGAUAGUGAGGAUUGCUACACAUCCUUCUUAUCAGAGGAUGGGUUACGGCAAGCGGGCUCUACAGCAACUAUCAGCAUACUACUCGGGCGACGUGCCUUGCCUAGACGAGGAACACUCUGACGACGAUGAUGUUAACGCCAAUGGCAACACUAAUACGCUGCACACUGAGAAUAUCGUGCCUAGGAGUAAACCGCCAACUUUGCUGAAACGUUUAACAGAAGUUCGCGCGGAACACUUAGACUACCUCGGCACAAGUUUUGGUCUUACUGAAGAAUUGCUCAAGUUCUGGAAGUCGCAGAAAUACGUGCCUGUAUAUCUCAGUCAAAAAGCCAACGAGUUGACAGGCGAACACUCGUGCAUUAUGCUCCGAGCACUCGGCGAGGCGAGUUGGCUGUCGGCUUACAGUGCCGACUUCCGACGCCGCCUCGCCCGACUUCUGCCUCGGGCUUUGAGGAAGCUGCCCGCCUCGCUAGCUCUGACCACGCUAGUUAACGACAAUGUUAAGGUGGAUAAACCUGCGUUAACAAAGGAACUAAUAGGCCAGCACCUAUCAGGCCACGACUUGGCACGUCUCGAGGCUUACACGCGACAACAGGCUGACUACAGACUCAUAACAGACUUACUGGCUUCACUUGCAAACCUCGUGUUCCUUGCGAAGACCACGGCUAAACUAGAUGCUAUUCAACAAGUUCUAUUCAUAGCAAUGGGUUUCCAAAUGAAAGAUGUGGAUGACAUAGCAUCCGAACUUGGGUUACCAGGCUCUCAGAUCCUGGCGAAGUUUUUUGAAGCUUGCAAGAAAAUAAACGCUUCGUUAAACGCUGUUCUAGAAGAUUCCGUUGCCAAGGAGAUCGGUAUUGAUGAUAAAAAUACAGAUGACGUGUCUAUGGGACCUGUCAAACAGAGCUUACAAGAAGAAUUGUCGAAGGCAGCAAAGGACUUGGAGCGCAAACAGCGCAAGGAAUUAUCUCGUCUGAUGGGCGAAGACCUCGCGCAGUACCGCAUCAAGGGCAGUGACCUCGACUGGGGACAGGCGCUUGCUGGCACUAAGCAGAAACAACUAGUCUCUGUUAAGAGUGGCGAGAAACGCUUAGGCGACGACAGCAAGGAAAUUGAUGACCUGAUAGAAGCACACUCGCAGAAGAAGAAAAAGAAAAAGAAGCAUGUACGGAACCAAGAAUAAAAACAUUGUUUACUU
Helicoverpa zea (corn earworm) is the source of this 3077-nucleotide messenger RNA. Its product is annotated as RNA cytidine acetyltransferase. The coding region runs from base 99 to 3062 and encodes 987 amino acids. Gene Ontology annotation, biological process: rRNA acetylation involved in maturation of SSU-rRNA. The record is from RefSeq and is a predicted model, not a curated record. The transcript has 18 exons. NCBI's taxonomy places the organism in Eukaryota, Metazoa, Arthropoda, Insecta, Lepidoptera, Noctuidae. Gene Ontology annotation, cellular component: nucleolus; 90S preribosome. Gene Ontology annotation, molecular function: ATP binding; tRNA binding; 18S rRNA cytidine N-acetyltransferase activity.